This is a messenger RNA of Hevea brasiliensis (rubber tree), 1614 nucleotides long. RefSeq names its product putative F-box/kelch-repeat protein At3g17280. The record is from RefSeq and is a predicted model, not a curated record. Gene Ontology annotation, molecular function: protein binding. NCBI's taxonomy places the organism in Eukaryota, Viridiplantae, Streptophyta, Magnoliopsida, Malpighiales, Euphorbiaceae. The transcript has a single exon. The coding region runs from base 130 to 1368 and encodes 412 amino acids.
CAGGCCGAAGACGAGUCCUCAAUUUUCCCAUAAUUAGCAGAAAAAUUUUUUACCCAGAACCCUAACAAAAACCUCUUUAUCAUUAAAAUCCCUUCUCUUAUAUUCUCAGAUCCUGCUGUGAUUCUCUCUAUGAAGAGUAAGCGACGAUCAACAGAAUCCAUGGCCAACAAUUCCACUGCUUCUCCUACUCUUCGCAGCCAUGAUAUCAUCAAAGACAUCAUCUCCAGGCUUCCCGUCAAAUCUAUUAAACGCUUCGAAUCCGUUUGCAAAGCCUGGUACUUCCUCUUCAAUUCCACUGAAUUCAUUUCCAUCCAUUUAGGUCGCUCUUCCGAUCACCCCUCUCUUCUCAUUCGCCGCUUCCAUAACCCAACUGGGUCUAACUUUUCUCUGUCUUUGAUCGAUAAUCGAACCUCAACUCCGCGCGAGAUGAGGAUACCGUUUUUGGGUUCUUUGAUUCGAUAUCCGAAGAUUAUUGCCUCUUGCAAUGGUAUUAUCUGUUUCGAUAUCUCGCCUUGCUAUGCCUCCGCUUUUGUGCUAUGGAAUAUUUCGACUAGGCGAUUUAGAGGUCUCCCUCGACCCAGAAUCAAUGAUGCCCAUAAGCCAAUUUGGAUGGUCGCUACUGGAUUUGGGUAUAAUCGCCAAAGUAGUGAUUUUAAAUUGGUAAGGAUUGUGAAUUUUCAGUGUAAAGAAGAUGAAUCGCCUGUUGUGAGGGCUGAAGUGUACUUGUGGAGUACGAGUUCGUGGAGGGUGUUGGAUGGAAGAAUGAUUGAGGAAAGAAUUGGUUUUUGUGUGAUUCCUGAAGGCCAGCAGGCUGUGACUGUGGAUGAGUCUAUGCAUUGGGUGGCUAAUGGGGUUGGGAAGUUGGCAAAUCACAAGUUCAUCGUCUCAUUCAACAUGGGUAAUGAAGAAUUCAGGAGAGUACAAUUAUUAGAUUUUAUUCCCAGUGGAAUUUGUGCUAAAUUUGUAAGAUUCAAUGAAUCACUUGCUUUGGCAUUGUAUCCUGCUAUGCCUGUUUAUCCUGGAUAUGGAAGACCCAUCAAUCGAAUUGAGUUGUGGACGUUGGAUAAAGAUUAUCCUACUGAUGGUGAUUGUAAGUACUGGACUAAACUCCAUGCGAUGGACUUGAAUUCUUCAGGACUUGGUACUCCAAUUGGAGUUUACAAUGAUUCAGAAUUGUUAGUGAAGCGUGUGGAGGUACAUUGUGUUACUCUAUCCUUUUUUGAUCCCUAUAACAAAAGCAUCAAGACUCUACCCAUUUGCAGUUCUGACUAUACAUGUGAGUUCUAUAGUUAUGUCGACAGCUUAGUUCCAGUAGUAAAUGCAGAGGAGUUGGAAGUAGAAGAGGCUCAGAAGUCAGAAAUAUGUUAGAUGUUGAGACUCAUAAAUGGUUCAUACUUUUGCUUAGUAGGAUUCUGGUUUUAUGGUACAAGACAUUGCUGAGGAAGUUGGAUCCUUUUCAUAUAUAAUAUUGCUAGUAGGAAUUAGUGCAAGUAUUUUACUUUUGACUGUGAAUUGAACCAAUUUGAGUCUAACACCUACCUACUUAUGUUUAUAUUGUUAUUUAAUGUGCAGUUGGCAUACUCUUUAUUUAAUGCAUUGUUUGAGCUUCUUGUA